CCUACAGCCUAUGCUUUGGUAACACCUUUUUGUUUCUCCUCUCUGUCCUUGUCUCCCCCCUGCCCUCACCCUGCCUCAGGAGCUAGAAGUCAUCUUGGAGCGGCGCGGGGUCGUGGAUGGCCUUGACUGACGGCGGCUGGUGCCUGCCGAAGCGCUUUGGGGCGACGGCUGUAGACGCCAGCGAUUCCCGGGCCUUUCCAGCGCGGGAGCCCUCCACGCCGCCGUCCCCCAUCUCCUCCUCUUCCUCCUCCUGCUGCUCCCGGGGUGGGGAGCGCGGCCCCGGCGGCGCCAGCAACUGCAGGACGCCGCAGCUCGACACGGAGGCGGCGGCGGCGGGACCCCCGACCCGCUCGCUUCUGCUCAGCCCCUACGCCUCGCAUCCCUUCGGGCCCCCCCACGGACCUUCGGCGCCGGGGGUCGCUGGCCCUGGGAGCGCCCUGUCGAGUUGGGAGGACCUGCUGCUCUUCACUGACCUCGACCAGGCCGCGACCGCCAGCAAACUGCUGUGGUCCAGCCGCGGCGCCAAGCUGAGCCCCUUCGCACCCGAGCAGCCGGAGGAGAUGUACCAGACCCUCGCCGCUCUCUCCAGCCAGGGGCCGGCCGCUUACGACGGCGCGCCCAGCGGCUUCGUACACUCGGCGGCCGCCGCUGCAGCAGCCGCGGCCGCGGCCAGCUCCCCGGUCUAUGUGCCCACCACCCGCGUGGGCUCCAUGCUGCCCGGCCUGCCGUACCUGCAGGGAGCGGGCAGUGGACCCGCCAACCACGCGGGCGGCGCGGGCGCGCAUCCUGGCUGGCCGCAGGCCUCGACCGACAGCCCCCCAUAUGGCAGCGGAGGCGGCGCAGCAGGCGGCGGGGCCGCGGGGCCUGGCAGCGCUGGCUCGGCCGCGGCGCACGUCUCGGCGCGCUUUCCCUACUCGCCUAGCCCGCCCAUGGCCAACGGCGCGGCGCGGGAGCCUGGGGGCUACGCGGCGGCUGGUGGCGGUGGUGCGGGCGGCGUGAGCGGAGCUGGGGGCAGCAGCCUGGCGGCCAUGGGUGGCCGCGAGCACCAGUACAGCUCGCUGUCCGCCGCGCGGCCGCUGAACGGGACGUAUCACCACCAUCACCACCACCACCCCAGCCCCUACUCACCCUACGUGGGUGCACCGCUGACGCCCGCCUGGCCUGCCGGACCCUUUGAGACCCCGGUGCUACACAGCUUGCAGAGCCGUGCCGGAGCUCCGCUCCCGGUGCCGCGGGGCCCCAGUGCAGACCUGUUGGAAGACCUGCCCGAAAGUCGCGAGUGCGUGAACUGCGGCUCCAUUCAGACGCCGCUAUGGCGGCGAGACGGCACCGGCCACUACCUGUGCAACGCCUGCGGCCUCUACAGCAAGAUGAACGGUCUGAGCCGGCCCCUCAUCAAGCCUCAGAAGCGCGUGCCUUCUUCCCGGCGGCUUGGAUUGUCCUGUGCCAACUGUCACACCACAACCACCACUUUGUGGCGCAGGAACGCUGAGGGCGAGCCAGUGUGCAACGCUUGUGGCCUCUACAUGAAACUCCACGGGGUGCCUCGACCUCUUGCAAUGAAAAAGGAGGGAAUUCAAACCAGGAAACGAAAACCUAAGAACAUAAAUAAGUCAAAGGCUUGCUCUGGUAAUAGCAAUAAUUCUGUUCCCAUGACUCCAACUUCCACCUCUUCUAAUUCAGAUGAUUGCAGCAAAAAUACUUCCCCUACAACACAACCUACAGCCUCAGGGGCGGGUGCCUCGGUGAUGUCUGGUGCUGGAGAGAGCACUAAUCCUGACAACAGCGAGCUCAAGUACUCAGGUCAAGAUGGGCUGUACAUAGGCGUCAGCCUGGCCUCUCCGGCUGAAGUCACGUCCUCGGUGAGACAGGAUUCCUGGUGCGCCCUCGCCCUGGCCUGAGCCAUGCUGGGCGGAGCAGAGGGCGCCUGCAGGGCCCCGCUGGAACGGACCU
Molecule: messenger RNA, 1953 nt
Organism: Condylura cristata (star-nosed mole)
Lineage: Eukaryota; Metazoa; Chordata; Mammalia; Eulipotyphla; Talpidae
Gene: GATA6
Product: GATA binding protein 6
Exons: 6
Coding region: 117-1901 (594 amino acids)
Biological process (GO): epithelial cell differentiation; cell fate commitment; negative regulation of transcription by RNA polymerase II
Cellular component (GO): nucleus
Molecular function (GO): zinc ion binding; DNA-binding transcription factor activity, RNA polymerase II-specific; RNA polymerase II cis-regulatory region sequence-specific DNA binding
Source: RefSeq, a predicted model, not a curated record